Aplosporella prunicola CBS 121167 is the source of this 741-nucleotide messenger RNA. RefSeq lists its product as uncharacterized. NCBI's taxonomy places the organism in Eukaryota, Fungi, Ascomycota, Dothideomycetes, Botryosphaeriales, Aplosporellaceae. The transcript has 3 exons. Bases 1 to 741 code for a protein of 246 amino acids. The record is from RefSeq and is a predicted model, not a curated record.
AUGGCAGGGCGUAGGUCAGCAAAUUCAAGCAAAAGUGGCAGCAGACACGACGGCCAGCCAGCCAGCCAGCCCGCAACAUCAGCCAAAUCGAGCCAACGCCGCGCGCCCGCGGCAGAGGAAACGGAAAACGGAAAACGCUCGAAUCCGGCGCCUCCUGCCCCAGAGGGAAAGACGACCACGGCAUUGCCGACGACCAUGCUGCGCGCCACGUCGGACCAUCACAGCAGCACGUCGACGACACCUCCAUCGCCGGCCUGGCUUAUUACCUCUCCUCACCCUUCCAUUGACACCCCAUCCCCAAGCCCAUCAAUGCCAGCAACACGUAGUAGUCAAUCCCCCAUGCCGCUCUCCCAUCCACGCCUCACUCCUCCCCAAUGCCCCAUCUACGUACGCAUCCCUCGCCCUGCAAUCCAUCAAUCAAUCCAUCAACCAACCAAUACAACCAAUACAACCAAGCACCCAAGCCAUCCGGCCCCACCCACCACCACUCCAGCCUCCCCCAAAAAGCCCCAAGCCAAGCCCUCGAAAAACAAGGCACGCGUUGCGCGGAGAGAGGGAAGCCGCAAGCCCUACCUAGCUACCGCCGCAGGCUCGCAGCGACCCACCGCGAACCCCACACGCGACGCACGCACGCACGUGUACGGAGACCCUUCCGACGCCGAACGUGCAUUUUCUGCUGCCGCCGCCAUUGCUGCACCCCAGCCCCUAGACCCCAGCAACGUCAACGUCAACGUUGCAUGA